Molecule: messenger RNA, 8378 nt
Organism: Falco peregrinus (peregrine falcon)
Lineage: Eukaryota; Metazoa; Chordata; Aves; Falconiformes; Falconidae
Gene: TFDP2
Product: transcription factor Dp-2
Exons: 13
Coding region: 385-1728 (447 amino acids)
Biological process (GO): regulation of cell cycle; regulation of transcription by RNA polymerase II
Cellular component (GO): transcription regulator complex; nucleus
Molecular function (GO): DNA-binding transcription factor activity, RNA polymerase II-specific; RNA polymerase II transcription regulatory region sequence-specific DNA binding
Source: RefSeq, a predicted model, not a curated record
GGGGGGGGGAGCGCGCGGCGGCCGGGCUGGAGGCGCUGCGAGCGCUCGCGCUGCCACGCGCCGGGGCUCGCGGCCUGGCCCUGGUGGGCUCCCGUCCCCGGGGCCUCCUCGCGAGCGGUGGGUGCGCGGCGCCGGCCCGCCCGAGAGGCGUCGUCGGCGCGCGGGGCCGGGCGGAGCGGCUGGCUCCCUGCCGCGGCCGCCGGUGAGGGGCCGCCGCCGUCUCGUCGCCUCAGCGCCGCUGCCUAGGCCCGGCCCGCGCCACCGCCUUCCCUCCGCCUCCUCCCUCGCCGCUGCCGGGCCUGCGGGAUGUUCAUUUUAAAGAUUCUGUGAAGAUGAAAAGGCGUAUCUUAUGGUUUUACGGAAUAUAAAGCAAUACUGUCUGACAUGACGGCAAAAAAUGUUGGUGUGACUUCCACAAAUGGAGACUUGAAAGGAUUUAUAGAUCAGAACCAGAGUCCAACAAAAGGUAAUAUUUCAAUAAUCACAUUACCAGUUUCCAGCACCAACUCCCCAACCAAGAUUUUGCCAAAAACCUUAGGACCAAUCAAUGUGAAUGUUGGACCCCAAAUGAUCAUAAGCACAUCGCAAAGACUGACCAAUUCAGGGAGUGUUCUGAUUGGGAGUCCGUAUAACCCAGCUCCAACAAUGGUCACGCAGACACACAUAACAGAAGCUUCUGGCUGGGUCCCAGGGGACAGGAAGCGGACUCGAGAAUUCAUAGAAUCGGAUUUUUCAGAAAGUAAGAGAAGCAAAAAAGGAGAUAAAAAUGGGAAGGGUCUGAGGCAUUUUUCAAUGAAAGUAUGUGAGAAAGUUCAGCGUAAAGGAACAACUUCAUACAACGAAGUCGCUGAUGAGCUGGUGUCAGAAUUCACAAAUUCUAACAGCCACCUAGCUACAGACUCGCAGGCUUAUGAUCAGAAGAAUAUUAGACGGAGAGUUUAUGAUGCCCUUAAUGUCCUGAUGGCAAUGAACAUAAUUUCAAAGGAGAAGAAGGAAAUCAGAUGGAUCGGCCUUCCUACAAACUCAGCUCAGGAAUGUCAGAAUCUAGAGAUAGAAAAACAAAGGCGGAUUGAAAGGAUAAAACAGAAGCGAGCCCAACUACAAGAACUGCUGCUGCAGCAAAUAGCGUUCAAAAACUUGGUACAAAGAAAUCAGCAAAAUGAACAACAAAAUCAAGGCCCUCCAGCUUUGAACUCAACAAUACAGAUGCCUUUCUUAAUAGUCAACACUAGCAAAAGAACAGUUAUAGACUGCAGCAUAUCAAGUGAUAAAUUUGAAUACCUCUUUAAUUUUGAUAACACUUUUGAGAUUCAUGAUGACAGUGAGGUGCUGAGGAGAAUGGGAAUGUCGUUUGGGCUUGAGGCAGGCAAAUGCUCAGCUGAGGACCUAAGAACUGCAAAAUCACUGGUGCCAAAAGCUUUAGAAAGCUACAUUACAGAUAUGUCUGCAGGAUUUUCAUGGAUAAACCAAGGGUUACUUUCAAGUUCAGCACAAGCAGUUUCACAUUUAGAAGUAGCAGGAGGCACUUCUGAUGCUAAAUCAAGUGAGAAUCCAGGGUUGUGUUUGGAUGCUGAAGUGGCCUUAGCAACCGGGCAGUUUCUUGCCCCUAGCAGUCAGGAGUCCAGCAGUGCAACAUCACGCUACUCUGAAUCACGAGGAGAAACUCCAUGCUCAUUCAAUGAUGAAGAUGAAGAGGAUGAAGACGAGGAUUCUUCCUCCCCAGAAUAAGGACAGUAGAAAACAGAGUAUACAAAUGCUGCUCAGAUAUUCUUAAUGGGAGCUCCUGUUUGAAUUUUACGAAGUUUCUUGCCUUGGUUUGCACUGUGUUCAGUGAAGCAAAAUGAAUGCUCCAAAACAAAUUCAUCCACAGCUGAAAUUGAAAAUGUUUUGUAACUGAACACAGAGUGUCAUGCAGACACACAGUGAAGUGGGUUUUAUCAGCUAUAACCAAGGAAAAGAACAAAGUCCCUGGAGAUUUGGCAAAGUAAACAUCAAGUUCACAUCUUCUAUCUUGGGACAUUCUGUCUCAAGUCUCUGUCUUCCCCUUAUCUUUACCAGAUGGAGAAGAAAACAGUCAGUCAACAAAUGCCACUUCUUGCAUUGUCUUUUGGCUGUGCUACCUUUACAAAAAGGGGGAAAGAGAGCACAUGCAAAUGCGCUAAAAUAGCUAUUUAAAACUAUCUUAUAUGAAAACUGUUCUGGGGAAAAGGGGCUGUUAGAAUGUUUUCUUUUUUCUGUUCAACUUGCUGUAUAGAAGAUUCUUAAAGUUAAUAUAAAUUGCAAGUGAUUAAAUGAAUCUUGAAACAGUUUAAAUCCACUUUAGAUACUCUAAAAGUAACAUUAGUAUGUCUCUUUUGAAAGGUUCAUAUGUUCAUUUAUACUGCAGACCUAAUUUAUUAUAAAUAAGUGAUUAUUCUUAGCCAUUAUUAAACAGUCAGGAUAAAAACAGCAGUAUUCUCUGCACCAGCUUUUUUCAAGGAAAAAAAAUUUUAAAAUAGUAUUUCUAGAUUACAGUGUAUCCAGUAUAGCUUCUCCAUUACUUUAUAAUCCCUUUGAUUUUACAGCAUCUGCUGUGUUUUUUUAAAAAAGGCCUCUGUGUUGAAGAUCUCAGGCAGCAUGUUUUCAAGGCAGUAUUUUCAAAUUCAGGGUGGGCAGGUCACAUAACUUUUAAAGUCGUACGUUGAGGUUCUUAGGAAAAGAAAUUAAAUUUCAACAAUACAUCACUUCGUGUUUUGCAUUCUAGUCAGCUUGGAUUGUGACAGGCUAACUUACUUCUGUUGCACUCACCUUAAUGCACCUUUGAAAACAGUAGUGUCAAACCACUUAAUUUUUAGCUGAAGUUACUCGACAUGGAUCCCAUUUGAACUGUUAAAUCUGACUUGCAACAGGAGGCUCCGUGUUCUGUACUUAACAUCACACUCAAUCACAAAGACCUUUUUAAAAAAAAACCUGCGUAACAGAGCAAAAAACACUGUAGACAUGCUCCCCAUGGUGUCCUAACAUCCAGUAUUUCAACUAGUUUUGAAGUCAACUAUUUUUAAUUAGAUAAAUCCAGUUUUAAAUAGUGUUACUUCUUUUUAGUUUUUAUACUGUAUGUAAAUAGUUGACCUCUUUCUAAGUACCAGUGUAUUAGCUGUCAGAGCUCAGUGACGUUGGCUCUGUUAUUUAGUUACGAGGUUAGGCAGCUUGUCGUACUGUUACUCGCUUGAGCGGUGGCAGCAGACUGUGUCCCUUGACUCUGUGACCAUUACCCUAGCACAGCGUGGGGCAUGUCCACAUGAUCUUUUACAGCCAAACCUGCUGUCAAGCCAACAACAUCCCAAAUCGCCAAGCCUGAGCCAGUGAGAUAAACUGAGGCUCCAGCUGAAAAGCUGCCUGGCUGUUGUACAGGAGUUAGUUGGUUAGCACGUGACUAGCUACGCCCAGGACAGGUAAAACUGCGAGGAGCAUACAAGCACACCUGCAUGUCUGCAUUAAAAAUUAAAGCAUCUAGAUAAGAAGCUUCUCAUAGGUACAGUUUGAAGUCCUGCAUUUGAGGUACAGUUAGGGCAGCACUGUUAUUUAUAUAUAGCUCUUGACUGAGCAAGUUGAGCUGUCUGGCAACAAAUGAGCUGCAAAUGCAGAAAUGAAAGUAAUUCUUACAUGCCUACCAUGUCACUCACCCUCUGGCAAGACUGUUAAGGCUGUCCUGUGCUCAUGGCUCACAGGCAACAGCAAACUUGAGGGAUUUACACCACCUCACUUCAACCAAAUCUGUAACACUACCUCUAUAUGAAGAAAAGCUUUACACAUACACAUAAUAUUCUCACUGAGAGAAUCAAUGCACUUGAUUGCAGAUGCUCACUUUUGAAAUAAGGUAACAGCUAGUCCAGGCUUAUUACUAUGGAAUUGUCAGCUUCGUGAAUGACAUUUCAAAUAAACAGAUGAUUGCUUUUAUUCUUAAAAACCCAUUGUUUUUUUUCAGAAACUGUCCUGUCAGUCUGCUUUCUCUGGAGAGGACAGAUCAAAGAUACCUAAUCUUCUAUGCAGGAUCCUAAGGAAGUCUUAUUAAAGAUGGAAACGUUUCCUGAAGUAGUUAUUCCCUUCCCCCCCAAUACAUUAGGAGCACAUUUAACUUUGCACUUUCUUCACAUUUCCCACUCAAGACAUGCAUAAAAAGAAAAACCAGGAGAACGCGAAACAGUUCCUAAGGAGGAGCACUUUGAAAUAUAAGAACCUGGCAAAAAAAGGCUUCCUGCCUAGAAAUGGAAUGUAUUUUAUUAGCAGUCACUGUGCUUUCUGCUUUACAGGAGGAAGAUCUUCAGUGAUAUCUUCCUUCCGUUGAUGUCCAUACCCUUCAAAGCAGCAGACUGCACAGCUACUUGCUUCCUGGCAAACUUCAAGAUACAGACUUUAAAAAAAAAAAAAAAAAAAAAAACCAAACCCCAGCCCUAGAAGCACAUAACAUUUAUUUGGACAGUUGAACCGAGACUUUAAAAGUUAAUUUUCCCAAACUAGUUGAAUACAAAACAAGUUAGAACAUUUAGAAGAGACUUCAAAAGGAAAUUCUUUCCUUAGGAUUCUUUGUGCCCAGUUCCAGUUGAGGAUGAAGUUCAACUACAGCACUGCGGUCUUGCGGUUACAGUAAUGUCUGGGAACCAGGAGAAGUUUGGGCCUUCUCCAGCCAUAGUCACCCAUGUAUGGUCUCAGGCAAGCCCUUCAAUCAUUUUUGUUGAUCUUAGCUGACAUUUAAAAAAACCAGACUCCCACACUCCCCUGCAACAAAACAGGUAAAUGCAGGACCUCACAAAAUGCAGCUGUUGCAUCUGAACUGAGCUCUGAGCAAUUCUGAGUAAUAAGUUUAGGAAUAUUAAGCAACCGCACAGCUCCCAGUAAGCUAAUGGCAGUACUUGCGCUCAGUUGCUCCAACAUGCAGGCCUGGCCUUCCCUCCCUCUGAAAGCCAGCAGCAGAUUAUUUUCCAGAAUAAAAUGGUCGUUAGCAAGACUGGUUUUCCCAUUUUCCAUUCAGUUACCAUCAUCCUCUCCUGUCUCGUGCAAUACCCUUGACAUUCGUCGAUACGAAACAAGUAGCAACUGGUACUAGAUGGGAUCUCUUGUAAGACAAAGUUAAUGUUUGAACUUUCACACAAAGUCUAUUUAAGAUAAGUGAUGUGUCUUGGAACACUGUUUCUUGGUUAUACAUUCAGAAGGCACUUGGCUGCAAGCAAUAUAGUGCUGUGCGUAAAUGCCUUUAUAUAUACUGCAGUAAACAGCUUUAUUUCUGGACUUACUUUAUGGUGCUUCAGAAAUCUAAAUUUGACUUAGAAAAAUUUGUCAGCAUCGCAGACUAGAUAGACAAAUAUGAGUGGGAGGCAGCGUUUUUCUAUUGCAUAGAAAUCUGUCCUAAUGUUUGUGGACUUGGGUUUUUAAAACUGUAUUAAAGCGUGCCAGUCUCCUCAUUUCAACACUGGAACUAAUGGCAACAAUGCACCUAAUCUAAGAAGGUGUGUAUACUUAAGUAGACUAAAGUAAAUAAUACCAGUUUAACCGAAGGUGUGAUUUUAACUAACUUCAUUAAACCUUGUACAAGCCACAGCUGUAGAUACUUCCAUUUUGUUUAAGGCUUUUGUUUAGUUUUUUGAACUACGGCUUGCAAAUAACUCCUAAUCCUUUUGAGCAGCUGGAAAUUGCUGAGUAUACAGGAUACCCACAGAAGGACUUGUGCUGGUCAACUAAGUCAACCUGCAGUGACAUUAUAUAAAAAGGCCUAAUAAAAAAAGAAACUAUUAAAAUUUGUUUAAGAAAAACAAAACCCUCAAGUUCAUACAUAAAAUGAUGCUUAAAUUUAGAAUUCAGUAGUUAAGGUUUUAAAUGUCAAGUGCUCUUUAUUCUGACCACAGUCACCAUUUUUAUUCAAGAGUAUGACUGAAACUUAAUCACAUUUGAACACUGGGCGAUACUAAUUUUUAUCAUUAAUAAGCUAUUUUCAGCUGAAAAUAAUCCACACAGUUUAUUGAGAAGACUUUUCUUUUAGUAAGUUAAAGAUGUUUGGAUUUUGGAUUCAUUUAAAAAAACACCCUAGUAACCACAGGGUAUAGUAUAUAGUAAACAAACCAAAACAAGUUAUGACCCACCUAAAUUUGUAUCUUUUCAUUACAAGAGUCUCUCAGUUACUCAUGAAUAACUAAUUUAAAUAACCAGGUAUAAUGAAGCUGGGGAAAGACUAUAUGAGCUUUUCACAUUUUUUGAUUUAAAAAAAUCAGUAAUAACAGUCAUACUUUGAGGUGACAUCCUUCUGCUUACUACAAGCUUAAUUACAGAAAUGCUGCCGUUCACUUACUCCAAGGCCUCGGUUACUUUUACAGCUGAAGGCAUCUCAACCCUCAGCCCUGGGAACGGUGCCUCGUGCAGCACUAUAGAAGAACAAGGAAGAUGCUAAGGACUCUUGCUCUGUUUAUUGAGGUUUUGUUUUUUAAAAUAUAUCACUUCUAGAAAUAGGUCAGAAUUCAGGAAGUAAUACUCAUAUAAAUCACUUGUAAUUUCUGAUUAUUACACCUACCCUUGCAAGCAUGUUAACAGCUCUAAAUACUUAAUUUUCUGCUGACAAGUAUCCACAUAACCAAAUCCUGAUACCAUGAGACUUCCUGAAACACUCAUUCCUUAGACUUAACCAGGUUCCCAAAUCAGAUUCUCUCUUUCAUGUUUAGCUGUCAGAAUUUAGUCUGGUGAGUUUUUUUAAGAGGCUGUGUAAGCAACUGCUCUCCCCUAGACCCAGGUAUAUUGCCAAAAAAAUCCCCACAACAAACAUUACUCACAGUUCAUUCCCUCUGCUAACUAUUACCAUCCUUCCAAGUCACUGUAGCGGCUCGUUCAAGCACUAAACCUCUUUAGUAGAUUUGGUUGCACUAACGCAGGAAUUAAGUGGAUCUCCCUGAAUUUUCCUAGGAAAACACCAGCUGAAUCACAACCCAUCACACAAAUUUCAGGCACAUUCCCUUGUCUUUAAAGCCAGGCUGUAUAUAUGAAAAAUACUUCAGAGAAGUACAUGCAUAUGUUAUGACACUGUAUCUGACAAGCACCUACUAUGAAAAAAUUAAUCCUACUUUGGACAAACCUGUAAGAACUAGCUCGUUCCUCGGGUCCUUGGCUGCAAAUCAUGCCCCAGGAGCAAGGCACCAACCUUUGUGUUUGCAUAGCCGACAUCACAUGAGAAGUAACUAGCCAGCAAGUACAGGCAGAGUUUGUACAGCAGUACACGUCUGUUGGCGCUGCCCAGACGAUCUGGCAAUAGAUCAGUCCCUGGGCAAGUGGGUGAUGCCGAUGCACGCAUCGGCCAGUGGCAUGCGGUCACCGCAACAUGCCGUGUACGAUAAAAAAGGCAGGUCCAUCUGUCCCCCUGCUACAGGAGCACUUCUCAGUAUCCACUAGAUUCUGCAUGGAAGGAAGUUGCAGAGACACUUCCUUUUUGUUUAAAGUGCAGAAAGCACUUGAAAGACCAUCAAUUUUUCAAUUAAAUAGGACUUUUCUUUUUUUGUUUUUCUUAAAUUAAGAAUGAGGCCAGUCAUGGACAAAAGCUAUUUUAUGACCUCUUUCAAUGCUGAACUGAAAGGAGGGCACUGACAAAUCCAAUUUAUGAGGAUGCUGGCUAUAUAGGAUUUGAAGUUUUAAUUAAUUAAUCCACUUGUUUCACUCUUCCCCCCCCCCCCAACAUACAGUAGAUCGCGUGUGACAUUUUUUGCCACACUCUAGCAGAAUUUUUUCUCCCAUUUCUUGUGCUAAACUCCUGCAUCUUCAAGAAAGUCCAAGCUGCCCAUUCAUCUUUUAAACAAUUUGCUGCGUAUUUUUGAAUGCUCCAUACUUUUUUUUCCAAAUACCUUUAAAUUAUAAACUAAAGUUUUAUUUUUGCAGAAAGACUGCUAUUAAGCUAUGCUGAUUUUUUUGUUGUCAAAUAGUGUUAAUUUCUACUACCACAUUGUACGUGGCUAGGAGUAGUGUAAAAAAGAAUGUGGCAGUAGUAUAUGUGCUUUAAACACUGACAAAGAUAUAAAGAAAAAUGCAUAUACAAAGUUUUACUUUCCUAAUAGGAACACUGGCAUUAGCAAAUAGUAUAUUUGAACCAAUAGGAAAUAUUACUUUGUAGUAGCAAACACUUUGUAAAUAAAAACUUGUUAUUUUUGUAAUGGAAAUUUUAUAGAAGAAGCUAUUUCUGUAUACUCGAUCUCAUGUUUACUGAAAAUGCUGCAAGUGGGAAUUGUACAUUGCAAAAUGGGGGUGGGCAGCAGGCAAGUCUGACUGAAGUGAAAACUGUCUGUAUGCUUCAGAGAAAAAUACCUAGUUGUCUGUGAACAGGAACGUAAAGCUUAUCUGUAGACAAACUCAAUAAAAGAAUUUCAAGUCAA